Molecule: messenger RNA, 2465 nt
Organism: Hippocampus comes (tiger tail seahorse)
Lineage: Eukaryota; Metazoa; Chordata; Actinopteri; Syngnathiformes; Syngnathidae
Gene: soul3
Product: heme-binding protein soul3
Exons: 5
Coding region: 355-1191 (278 amino acids)
Molecular function (GO): heme binding
Source: RefSeq, a predicted model, not a curated record
CAUCGCCUUCACCGAUUCCCCCCGUUCGAGCCCAACAGACGGAGACUGCGCUCACCGUCGGCUUAUUUAUUAGCGAACGUAAAGCACAAGUUAAAGGCGGAUUUGUAUGUCGUUGUGACGAUAUUGUUUUUUUUUGUUUGUUUGUUUUUCAUGAUAAUGGCUAAAUGCGCCGUGGACAGUUGCUUCGAGUCCGAUUUGUUGACCCACGACUGGCCGUGAGCCUCAUCAGGACACGCGCUGCAGCGAAGUCACGAAGAACGAAAAAAAACGGGAUUUUAGCAUAACAUUGUCCGAUCGUUUCUAUUUUUUUUUAUCAGAAACGACAACACUUUUCUUUUUAAUUGCCGCGACAAAAUGGACCGCGGUGGCUGUCAAAUGAGUGGCGGCGGUGGUGGAGGUGGCAGCGGCCCCGGAGGUGGCAGCGGCCCCGGCGACGGCGGUGGCGGCAUGAUCACACUGGAGGACUUGGAGUCUUUCUCCGAGGACCAGCUGUCCGACUCCGGCAACGGCAGCCUGGAGGACGACGAAGAAGACGCCGACCGACUGCUGCACUACUGGCAGGACGUAGCCAGAGGACACCAAGUGGAAGUUGCAAAGGAAAUGUCCGAACCCAUUCAACAGCUUACCUCCAAUAACAACGGACGCAGUAACAGAGAACACAUCCCUUUUACCCUCCUGUCUCGGAAAGAAAAGUGCGGGGAGCUGCUAUUCGAGAAGCGGCAUUAUGAAAAGGGCCACUGGGCCUCCAUAACAAUGCGCGAGGAGACGUACGAACAGAGCAUCUGCUACGGCUUCAUGAGGAUAAUGAGAUACAUCUGCCAGCAGAACUCCUUAGGCGACUACCUGGGCAUGUCACUGCCCAUUGUGACUGUGGUGCGCACAGACGAGAACCAUUCGACCAUCGCCCAGGAAGUGACUGUGGCGUAUUACCUGCCCACCAACCACCAGGCGCAGCCCCCUCAACCUCAUGACCGUGACAUCAUCAUCGAGAUCUGGCCCGCAGCUGUUGUGUACACGAGGCCCUUCACUGGCCCCACAAACGAGUUUACUAUCGUGGAUCAGAUCAACACCAUGGCUGAGCUGCUCGAGUCCCCUGGCAUGUGCGUCAAUGACUCGUUCAUCGUGGCCGGCUACACCAACCCGGCGCACAGCCAGCGCCAGAACGAGAUCUGGUUCCUGGAGCGCCGUUAAUGGGGUACAGCCGAAUGAGGCAUUUCACCAGUGAACCCCCACCCCCGGCACCCUUGGAGCCUCAUAAAGACUCAUCUCUAUUCCACCACCUCUGCCCAGUCCACAGCUCAUAGAUGCAACAUCGUCCUUUUCCUCGUCACGGCCUCAUCUUACCAGCGCACUACCCAUUCAAACGGCAUAGUCAAACCCUUGGGAGUGCUGUAAUAAAGCCGCUAAAUUAUCCUCAGUAUCGGACGUGCCGCCUAAUCAUGGUGCAUUUUUAUUGUCCAUAGCGCCGCUUUCUCUGUCGCAUUUCAUCUUGCCGAGUUGCUGAUGUCAAAACUGUCAGUGUUGAUGCACUUGUUCUAUUGUUCAAAUCUCGAGAUCGCUGCAGGUUAAAUGGUUUCACGAGAUGAUUCAAUCAACAGGUUACCACACAACCAGUCACUAAACCAUUUUUCUUUCUCUCUAGCUUGGACCAUUAAAGUGUUAACGUGGUGAGUCGGUAGCGAGGGGAGGUGGGAUGUAGUUUCUGUGUAGUGUGCAACACGAUGGAUGCCAAUAACUACCUAACUGAAUCAAACUUGACACAAAUUGAGAAAUACAUCAAUGUGUGUGUGUGUGUGUGUGUGUGUGUGUGUGUGUGUGUGUGUGUGUGUGUGUGUGUGUGUGUGUGUGUGUGUGUGUGCGCGUGUGUGCGUGUGCAAAACCAAACUAUUGCUGGAUGACAAUCAAAAGCACUUAAAUAGAUCCGUUGCAAACAAGGCAAAGCAUUCCUCAUGGUUCCUCCACCUGGGAAUUGUUCGUGAGUACGUAGUCACUACUGUAUACCGCGACAACCACCACCGCUGCUGAUGAGUAGAAACAUUGCAAACAGAUGCGCCACCGAGAUCCGUUUCUUAGACCGAGACCACCAGGAAACCAAAAUGUUACGUUGAAACUGUUUAUUUGUGAUGUUUUGUCUUAACGAUGAAUAAAUACCUGUACCACUUGGAGACAACGGUUCUGUUGAGAAGGGUUGAUACAUUGGCUAUUAGGGGUGGGUGUCCUUGCAAAGUGUUGCUGAAAUAUCUGCAUUGGUAAUGUUUAUAUAGUCGCUAUAUUUUCAGUUUAACCUUACCAAUCCACCAGAUGUUCUGAAAGAUGUUUUUGUUUGUUUAAAAGAUUCAAUAUAUGAUUCUAUGAAUGACAGGAUGUUAAAGUAUCAUUUCCUCAAAAAUGAUGAUAGAAAAUUACAUUUGGUUUGCCCAAGUGGCCAUUAAACAAAAAGAAACAAAUCCAAAGAUGUUAUUUUU